Hippopotamus amphibius kiboko is the source of this 3657-nucleotide messenger RNA. RefSeq names its product Opa interacting protein 5 (gene OIP5). Gene Ontology annotation, biological process: chromosome segregation; CENP-A containing chromatin assembly. The coding region runs from base 127 to 816 and encodes 229 amino acids. The transcript is spliced from 5 exons. Gene Ontology annotation, cellular component: nucleus; chromatin; chromosome, centromeric region. NCBI's taxonomy places the organism in Eukaryota, Metazoa, Chordata, Mammalia, Artiodactyla, Hippopotamidae. The record is from RefSeq and is a predicted model, not a curated record.
ACGGCGUGUCCAGGCAACUAGUGCGCGGCAGAGCCCCCCGGCUCACGUUGUCCAAUGAAGACCCAGGAACCGAGUUUGGGGCGGGGCCUCGUGCCUCUUUGAAACGGCGGCGCCGGCUGCAGGAAAAUGGCGGCCCCUCCGCGGAGGCAUCGCUCCCGCUACGCAAAGCAGCCCCGGAGUGACUUUUGUGAUGGCGCUAAGAAGGCGAUUGAUGAACCUUCUCUUACGACUUCCAUGGAGUGGGACACGCAGGUGGUGAAAGGGUCUUCGCCGCUCGGCCCCGCAGGGCUGGGGCCGGAGGAGCCGCCAUCCGGCUCGCGGCUGCCGUGGUGGCUGCAGCCCGAGAGGUGCGCCGUGUUCCAGUGCGCGCAGUGCCACGCCGUGCUCGCUGACUCUGUGCACCUCGCCUGGGACCUGUCGCCGUCUCUCGGAGCCAUGGUCUUCUCCAGAGUCACAAAUAAUGUAGUUUUGGAGGCUCCCUUUCUAGUUGGCAUUGAAGGUUCGCUCAAAGGCAGCACUUACAACCUUUUAUUCUGUAGUUCCUGUGAGAUUCCCAUUGGUUUCCAUCUGUAUUCUACCCAUGCUGCCCUGGCUGCCUUGAGAGGUCACUUCUGCCUUUCUAGUGACAAAAUGGUGUGCUACCUCUUAAAAACAAAAGCCAUAGUGAACGCAUCUGAGAUGGAUAUUCACAACAUAGCUCUCCCAGAAAAGGUUGCAGAGUUGAAAGAGAAGAUAAUGUUAAUGCAUACUCGUUUAAAUUCACUCAUGAAGAUUCUGAAAGAAGUGACUCCUGACCAGUCCAAGCCAACAAACUGAUCCAGAAUCAAAGCUCGAGUGUCCUGUUCAGGCCUUAUUGCUGUCUUCAACAACAGGUGCUGUUUGAUCACUUCUCAAGAAAGAUCAGCUUCAAAAAUGGAUGGGAAAUGUGGUUUAUUAUGUUUACCUCUAGACUGAAUUUUCCAAGUGAUUUGUGAAGCUAUUUCUAGAAGAUAAGAAACUAAGGAGACCUUUGUCCAGGUUUCAUAGCUAUUUGUCUUAAGAAUUUAUUUUAGCUUAUCAAUUUCAUAAUAUUUCAGAAAACAUUUUGACUGCAAAUUUAGGAAUUAAGAGGUAAUGUCCUAUGAGUGCUCUGAUUUAAAGAUGCAUGAUUGGCCUGAAAAUAGAGUUGUACUUAAUGUUGUCUAUUAUUCCUACAUGAAGCAAUUGUCAUGAAUACUGAGAAAUCAUUUUUUUCUUAUGUGAAAUACAGGUACAUACAUAUUCUGUAGGUAAUGCUUAAUAAGUUAACUGAAUAAUAUAUAUUUAUCUUUCCCUUUUCAGUUGUAAACUGAGCUUAACAGGAUAAUAAUGAAAGGAAUGAUAAAAACAUCAAACAUUCACUGAAAUGCUUUCUCAUAUUUUGCUUUAUGUAGCACUGUGGCUCAAUAGCUUAUAUUAUCCAUUUAAUACUUACAAAGUAUUAUGCUAGCUGCUGGGGAUGAAAGAUAAGCAAAAACAAGCUACUCUGUAUCCUCAGAGCGUAUAAUCUAGUCAGAGAUGAACACUCAAAUAACCACAUGAAGACAUUUAAAAUGACAACUGUAGUAAAGGUUUUGAAGAAAAGGGACAUAGAGAUAUAAGCACAUAUAGCAGGUAACUGACCUGGUUUGGAACUCAGGGAAGGCCUCUCUGCAGAAGUAAUAUUUCAGCAGUGGUCUGAAAGAUGAGUAGGAGUUAAUAAGCUGAUGGAGGGAACAGCCUAUACAAAGGCCUGUUGGUGUCCAGAAUCCAGAGGAUGCAAGGCCUUACCAGCCUUCUGAAGGAUAUUUAUUUUUAUCCCAACAACAACGAAAUUUAAAGGAGGCCUAUGACAGGAUCAUAUUUUCGUUUUCAGAACCUCAUGGUUGUGCUGUGGAGAAUGGGUAGCAGUGCAGAAAGCAGACCACUAAGUAGGGGCUGGCACUAGCAUAAUCAAGAGAUGAUACAGCCAAGUGGUGGUGCACAGAGAAGUUAAUGUGGCUCAGAUAUGGCUAGCAGAUUUUUUUUUUUCCUGCACUGUGCAGCAUGUGGGAUCUUAGUUCUACGAGGGAUCGAACCCACACCGCACCCUCUGCAUUGGAAGUGCAGUCUUAACCACUGGACAGCCAGGGGAGUCCCGAGUGGCUAGCAGAUUUAAUAGUAGAUUCUUUUCAUUUUAGACUGCAUAUAGGAUAUUUUCCUUUAAAAAUAUUUUAGAAAAUUCUGCUCCCUUUAUGCUUUUGAGUUACAAAAUUUAGUUAAGUAAGGGCGAAGCCUCUGGCAACAACCAGUACCAGAAAAGCUCUUUUUACUCCUAAGUGAGACCUAAUACUACUAUAUUGAAUCAUCCUGGGGUUUUUAUUGUGUAUGUGUAUGUCUGCCUUAACGUAUUUCCUUAUCUAAAUUAGAAAGCUGUUCUUACGUAGCUAUUUUCCUUAACCUCUGGAUUUGCUGUUUUGGUAGACUUUCAAUGGAAAAUUAAAUGCUUGAACUUAACGUCAAAUUAAGCUGGCUGGCUUUAAGUAUUUUUUUUCUCCCAAAUGCAAAUCACGUUUACUCUAGAGAAAAAUUCAGAUAUAGAUGUGUGACAAAGGAAAGGGUAAAAGUACACUUCCCCUUACAUUUUUGAGAGGCACAGUGUGUAGCGUGCUGGGAGCCAAAUGAUUUAGAUUCAGAUUGUGGCUUGGGUACUUAUUAGCCAUGAACUUGAAGAACUAAACUCUUCUUGUAAAACAGAGAUUAAAAACUAACUAGGGCUCUCAUGAGGAUUAAAUGAGUUAAUGAAUACAUCUAAUGUAAUUAAGAGUAAUGCUUAAUAGUAAGUUCUCAAUAAAUGCUAUUGUAACCUUCAUGCAUGUGGAGAUACAGACAUAAAAGGCAAUUAUAUUUUUCACAUUAUUCUGCAACCUGCUUCUCAUACAUGUCACAGACAGCUUUCUGUACCAGGUCUCACAAAUUAUUUAACACCUACAUAUGAUUCAGUCAUAUGAAUACAUAAGAAUUUAACCACUCUUUUAUUGGAUCCUUGUCAUGUCUUUGUAUAUCUGUCCUGGUAUUUAUGUAGGUGUGAUUCUUCCUAAAGUGGAAGAGUCAAAGGGCGUGUACAAUUUUGAUAUUAUGCCUUCCAUAAAUGUUGUACUAAUACUGUCACUAGUGGUUGACUUUUUUAAACAAGGCCUUAGUGGUAUAAGAGCUCCUCUGGAAGUCUAUUGUCAAUAACUGGCUGAUAUUAACAGAUUCUAAGGCUGGUUAUCAUUUAGCAUUGUAUAUAUGUUGAAUAAGUGAUCUCAAAAUUCCACGUACUUAUAAGAACAAAAAAAUUGCAUAUUGAAAGUCCCCAAGUUGUACACUUUUGAACUCAAUUAUUGGUAGAAACCAUCUCAAUUUUUGUAACUCCAACAUCUAGCACAGUAUCUGAGAGUGGAGUAUAUCAGUGUGUGUUAAAUGAAUAGUCUCAUAAAUCAAAGGAAGGAACUAUUACAUUAGUUGUCACAUCACAAAAACCACAUAGCUUUUGUUCCUCAUUUGACAAUAGCCAAUCCCAAGGACAUUUGUAACAUCUACUUUCUUAAAUUUGAAAAAACUCCUUUGCCCUGAAUCUCGGAGGAUCUCUUCUUAAUUAGUGUUAAAAUGGCUUUAGUUAACUUUUUAAAAUUAAAU